This is a messenger RNA of Uloborus diversus, 755 nucleotides long. It is a transcript of the gene Pdhb, whose product is annotated as pyruvate dehydrogenase E1 component subunit beta, mitochondrial-like. NCBI's taxonomy places the organism in Eukaryota, Metazoa, Arthropoda, Arachnida, Araneae, Uloboridae. The record is from RefSeq and is a predicted model, not a curated record. Gene Ontology annotation, molecular function: pyruvate dehydrogenase (acetyl-transferring) activity. Gene Ontology annotation, biological process: pyruvate decarboxylation to acetyl-CoA.
AGAUUGGCAACAUCUAGGAAGGACGGCGCGGUGAGACCUUUAACCAUGGAUUUGUGCCGAAAAUUAAUUUUUCGUUCCUUAAACCAGUCUUUUUCCAAAAGAACUAACUUUUCAAAGGUUCCUGCCUUAGCGUCUUUCUCUACCAGUAGUCAGCAUUCAGCUCAGGUGAUGGUCAGAGAUGCCCUCAAUGCGGCCAUGGACGAAGAGAUGGAGAGAGACGAGAGGGUCUUUCUGCUGGGGGAGGAAGUGGCCAUGUAUGACGGAGCCUACAAGGUCAGUCGAGGCCUGUGGAAAAAAUAUGGCGACAAGAGGGUUAUCGAUACGCCCAUUACAGAAAUAGGUUUUGCUGGCAUUGCUGUUGGGGCGGCUCUGGCGGGGCUGAGACCCAUCUGCGAGUUCAUGACCUUCAACUUUUCGAUGCAGGCCAUAGAUCACAUCAUCAAUUCUGCCGCAAAAACAUUCUACAUGUCUGCCGGGAAGAUCAACGUUCCGAUGGUAUUCCGAGGCCCCAACGGCGCUGCCUCUGGUGUGGCCGCUCAGCACUCCCAGUGCUUCGCCGCUUGGUAUUCCAACUGCCCCGGGCUCAAGGUCAUCUCCCCCUACUCCUCCGAAGACUGCAAGGGGCUCCUCAAAAGUGCCAUCAGGGAUCCAGAUCCAGUCGUGUUCCUAGAAAAUGAGCUGCUGUAUGGAGUCCCCUUCGAGAUGUCCGACGAAGCCAAGUCCAAAGAUUUCCUCCUCCCCAUUGGAAAAGCCAA